CACAUGCUCCUGUGCUCCGCUCUGUGCCCCUGCCUGUUCCAUCCGUCGCCUGCGUGCGUGCCCCAUAGAGGAGAUUUGGUCUUUACCAGAGCUUAGAGGAGGCGUCGCCUAGAGGCAGGAUAAGAAUAAGAAUAAGAUGGCCAUUGGCGGAGCGGCGCCGCACGACUCGCCGGGCGGGCUACCGGACUUCGAGCAGCCUCUCCUCCACGCGCACGGUGGCUUGCAGGCCGGCAAGGACCCCGCGGCGGCGCACGACCACGAGGCGCAGUGCUCGCCGGAGGCCGGCGACGCGACGUCCCUGCGCACAUGCUUCAAUGGCCUCAACGCUCUCUCCGGCGUGGGGCUGCUGUCCAUCCCGUACGCGCUGGCGGAGGGCGGGUGGCUCAGCCUGGUGCUGCUCCUCCUCGUCGCCAUGGUCUGCUGCUACACCGGCCAGCUCCUGCAGACGUGCAUGGGCGCGUCGCCGGACGUGCGCGGCUACCCGGACAUCGGCGCGCUCGCCUUCGGGGCCAAGGGCCGCUUCGCCGUCUCGGCCUUCAUGUACGCCGAGCUCUACCUCGUCGCCAUCGGCUUCCUCAUACUGGAGGGGGACAACCUCGACAAGCUGUUCCCGGGCACCAGCCUCAGCCUCGGCGGCGUGCUCGUGCUCUCCGGCAAGCACCUCUUCAUCGUGCUCGUGUCCAUCUUCAUCCUGCCCACCACGUGGCUGAGGAACCUGGGCGUGCUCGCCUACGUGUCGGCCAGCGGCGUGCUCGCGUCCGUCGUGCUGGUCUUCUGCGUGCUCUGGGCCGCGGUGGUCGACGGCGUCGGGUUUCAGGGGAAAGGGACCAUGCUCAAAGUCAGCGGCCUACCCACUGCGCUCGGACUCUACACUUUUUGCUACUGCGGCCAUGCCAUAUUCCCGACACUCUGCAAUUCCAUGAAGGAAAAGGACAAGUUCUCUAAGGUACUAGUCAUAUGCUUCGUCGCAUGCACCCUCAACUACGGAUCCAUGGCCAUACUGGGCUACCUCAUGUACGGCGACGACGUCGAGUCUCAGGUGACCCUGAACCUCCCGGAGGGCAAGCUCAGCUCCAAGCUAGCAAUCUACACGGCGCUGAUCAACCCGUUCUCAAAGUACGCUCUGAUGGUGACCCCCGUCGCGACAGCGAUCGAGGAGAAGCUGCUUGCCGGCAACGAGAAGUCCUUCAACAUGCUGAUCAGGACCUUCAUCGUCAUCAGCACGGUCAUCGUGGCCCUCACCGUCCCCUUCUUCGGCCACCUCAUGGCGCUCGUCGGCUCGCUGCUCAGCGUCAUGGCCUCCAUGCUGCUCCCGUGCAUCUGCUACCUGAAAAUCUUCGGCACGGCGAGGUGUAGCAGGGCUGAGGUCGCGCUGAUCGUCAUGAUCAUCGUUCUCGGCUCCUUGGUUGCCGCAAGUGGGACUUACUCUUCUCUGCAGAAGAUCAUUCACGAGUUCUGAAGCCAAGUGCUCCACGAGUUCAGACGAUGGUAACGCCCCUCUGUCCGUCUGCUUGGUGUUCUGUGGCAAAUGCAAAAUUUCCAACAGCGCGUCUGCACUGACCAGCAGCUACGCAGUGUUGUCCUGUCAUGGCAGGUUGUAGAUGAGGCAGGGAUAGUACAGAACAGAUAGUUCUACCCUCAAAUGUACUAUGUAUGUUUGAGAUGAGUAUUUCUGUUUCUAGUAAAGCAGGUAACUGAAUGCUGUUGUAGGAUGGCACUGGAUCGGCGUUCCACUGUAAAAAUUCAGAUGCACUGGAUCAUUUUAUUGUAGUUGUGCGGAUUUCAUUUC
Molecule: messenger RNA, 1789 nt
Organism: Triticum dicoccoides
Lineage: Eukaryota; Viridiplantae; Streptophyta; Magnoliopsida; Poales; Poaceae
Product: amino acid transporter AVT1I-like
Exons: 3
Coding region: 137-1459 (440 amino acids)
Biological process (GO): amino acid transmembrane transport
Cellular component (GO): vacuolar membrane
Molecular function (GO): L-amino acid transmembrane transporter activity
Source: RefSeq, a predicted model, not a curated record